Messenger RNA from Xenia sp. Carnegie-2017, 1919 nucleotides. Its product is annotated as casein kinase II subunit alpha-like. The coding region runs from base 403 to 1506 and encodes 367 amino acids. Gene Ontology annotation, molecular function: ATP binding; protein serine/threonine kinase activity. The record is from RefSeq and is a predicted model, not a curated record. Gene Ontology annotation, cellular component: cytosol; nucleus; protein kinase CK2 complex. NCBI's taxonomy places the organism in Eukaryota, Metazoa, Cnidaria, Anthozoa, Malacalcyonacea, Xeniidae. Gene Ontology annotation, biological process: protein phosphorylation. The transcript is spliced from 13 exons.
CAUCUGGAAGCUUUGAGAGUCUUACCUUAGAAUGAGCAGUGCGUCAUUCUAGUUUGUAUUUUAAACCGUUUAACUUGCUGAAAUAAUGGAUAUUUACACAGAUAUGAGGGAUCGGUGACUACGUUUAAUCAGGCUUUUAAUUUAAGCGGUUUUUAGAGCUGUAGCGUGGCUUAUAUCAAGAAUAUAAUCAUCAAAGUUUGGUUGAAUUAUAGAAAGUGACAAAGUACAACGAAGCCAUUUUGCGAUAGUGACAUUAAUUGCUUGCUUGGAAGAAAUAUUGAGGAUAUAAACGCUAAGCUCUUGAAAUUUCGACGAUUAAAAAAACGAUUGCAUUCAAUAUAUUUUGAAAACGCGUCUUCAACCUGUGGAUUUUGAAUCGCGAACUUAAUAGUAGAAUCGAAAAUGUCAGCUGCUGUAGCGAAGCCGCGUGUAUAUGCUGAUGUGAACAACCACAGACCUAGGGAUUAUUGGGAUUAUGAAACUCAUGUUAUUGAAUGGGGACAACAGGAUAAUUAUGAACUUGUAAGAAAAUUAGGUCGUGGAAAAUACAGUGAAGUAUUUGAGGCUAUUAACAUUACAAAUGAUGAGAAGGUUGUUGUUAAAAUAUUGAAGCCAGUGAAAAAGAAGAAAAUAAAACGGGAAAUCAAAAUAUUAGAGAAUCUUCGUGGUGGACCUAACAUUAUUAAUCUUCUCGAUGUUGUUAAAGAUCCUGUAUCUCGAACACCUGCUCUGAUUUUUGAAUAUGUAAAUAACACAGAUUUCAAGCAACUUUAUCAGACAUUUACUGACUACGACAUUAGAUUUUACCUUUAUGAACUGCUCAAGGCAUUGGACUUCUGUCAUAGCAUGGGUAUAAUGCACAGAGAUGUUAAACCACACAAUGUGAUGAUUGAUCAUGAGAAAAAAAAGUUAAGACUUAUUGACUGGGGAUUGGCAGAAUUUUACCAUUUAAACCAAGAAUACAAUGUUCGUGUUGCAUCAAGAUAUUUCAAAGGACCCGAAUUGUUGGUAGAUCAUCAGGAAUAUGACUAUUCUCUUGAUAUGUGGAGUUUUGGAUGCAUGUUAGCCAGCAUGAUUUUCCGUAAAGAACCUUUCUUUCACGGUCACGAUAAUUAUGAUCAGCUUGUAAGAAUUGCUAAAGUUUUGGGAACAGAAGAAUUAUAUGACUAUAUUGAGAAAUAUCACAUUGAACUGGAUCCUCGUUUUAAUGACAUUCUUGGAAGACAUUCAAGAAAACGGUGGGAGAGAUUUAUUCAUUCUGAAAACGAGCAUUUAGUGAGUCCUGAGGCGAUAGACCUUCUGGAUAAACUUCUUCAUUAUGAUAUGCAGGAAAGAUUAACUGCUCGAGAAGCCAUGGACCAUCCAUAUUUUUAUCCUGUUGUAAAGAACGAGCAGUUAAAUACUUCCCAAUCUUCCAAUACAAACAAUGCAAACAGCCCUUCGGGCACUCUUUCGUCAACAAAUAGUACUAGCAACACCACAGCUAAUGGCUCAAACGCUACCUGAAAAUCUAUUUUAUAGACAAGUGCUUGACUUCAGCUUGUGAUGUGACUCAUUGAUAUCAUUUCUUAGUACAAGCCAUUCGUUUAAGAGUCUUUAUUGUUAAAAACACUGUGGAGUUUAAGUGAAGCAGUUGGCUAUCUCCUUAUCAAAUCAUCUUGAUAGGAACAAAACGAAACUUACGAAUCUACGAUAUAUGUGGCAUUAUAUUAUUACUUAAUGAACAUGUGUUAUAUUCUUUCUUUGAAUGUAUGCAAUGCCGGAGAACAUACGAAUCUUUAUUGUGUCCAUAAAUAAACUCUUGUGUAUAUUUGUUAUUUAGUUAUUGACGUUCUAAACACCUAUUGUAUUGUGUAACAUUUGAAGUAAUUUAUGCGUCAGUAAACUUGUUUCAUUCCUUUGUUUUGUCUCGACAAUUA